Messenger RNA from Triplophysa rosa, 2046 nucleotides. Its product is annotated as B-cell receptor CD22-like. Lineage: Eukaryota; Metazoa; Chordata; Actinopteri; Cypriniformes; Nemacheilidae. The transcript has 8 exons. The coding region runs from base 43 to 1434 and encodes 463 amino acids. The record is from RefSeq and is a predicted model, not a curated record.
CAGGACUUCUGCUUUGAUAGUCUGUCUGUACUGCUGUAGGAAAUGUCGGUUUUCUCAUUCAUGGCUCUUCUGUUCAGCACAUCUGUUAUGUUAUCUUCACCUUCAGGAGACACUUAUAAUGCUGAAUUAAGUAACAUAACAGCAUUGAGUGGUUCUUGUGUGCAGAUACCUUGUACAUAUAAUGUGUCUGAUUUUGAAGACAAAUUAAUAAGAGCGCAGAGGAUAUUUGGUAUUUGGCUAAAGACGACACAUGAGAUGGCUGGUUUGAUUUUCAACAGCAAUCCACCUAUCAUUAAAGGAUUAAGUCAUAUAGAGAUGGUUGGAAAUCUUAGUCGGCGUGAAUGCACCACUGUUUUCUAUAAUGUCACGAAGAAUCAUUCAGACGUCUACUACCUCAGGGUGCAAAUGGAGCCAGACAUAUUUAGAGCAACAUUCAUGACUCCCGUCAAUGUUACAGUCUUAGAUGUGCCGAAUCCUCCUGAACUGAAUGAUGUGGAUGAAGUGAUGGAGGGCACUACAGUCAGUCUGAGGUGUUCUGCUGAAGCUCCCUGCCCCAAAAAACCUCCUACAUUAUCCUGGUCUUACAUCCCCACAUCUGCCAACAUCACAACACAGAUACAAGAGAAACCUGAUAAAACUCAAUCUGUGAUUUCCACAAUGACCUUCAAUGCUUCAUACACGGAUCACAAGAAGAACAUCUCCUGCACUGUAACAUAUCCAACGCACAUCUCUAAAGACACAACUGUGGAAAACACCAUAACGCUACAAGUUCUGUUUUUCCCAAAAGAAACUCAUAUCAAACUCGAACCAAAUGCUUCAGUCUCUGCUGGCACUAAUGUGACUUUAACCUGCAAAAGUAAAGCAAAUCCAUCAUAUGAUAUGAACUACACCUGGUACAAACGUGGAGAGCAGAAACUUCUGGCAUUCGGAGAGAAAAUGUCCUUUAAUGUCAGUAAGAUCAAUGAAGGGUGUUACUUCUGCAGAGCAGAGAACAAAUAUGGUGCACAGACAUCAGAAGACAUCCAGCUGAUUGUUGAAGCCGGAUUCAUUGUAGAGUCGUCAGAUACCUUCAUUCCUUUGGUCGCAGGAUGUGUUGGAGGCGCUUUAGCUUUUCUGCUGUUUUUUCUUCUGGCAAUGAUUUUGUACAAAAAAAGAAAACAACGGACACAAGCGUCAAAUAAACCUGUCGUCGGGGAGGCUGACCUUUCUGACCAGGACCAGAAUAAAGAUGAGCCGGUCAGUUCCAUUUAUAUGAACAAUGCUUUUGUGUCGAGCGAGCAGCCUGAGAUGACAAAUGAUGAGAGUGACACAAUUCACUACGGCGAGAUUAACUUCUCCACCAUCCAAACCAAAAACCACACUGAAAGAAGCUCAGGUCAGGAGAUCAUAUAUGCUGAGGUGUGUCACCAAGGCAAAAAGAUGAAUCAGGAUUAGUCGACAUUGAGAUAAGCAUAUAUGUGAAUGAACAAUAGCAUUGUUUCAGCUUGAAGUGUCUUUUUGUUUAUAGAACUGCGAUGGGAUUGUGAAUAGUUAAUCUUAAUGAACUUGUUUUUAUACCGUUGAGAAUUAUAAGUGUUUAGUGUUUUAUCACUUGACUGUUAUAUAUAUAUACAGCAUACAGUAAAUGUCUUGAGAACAGACUGUAAUUGUGAUUCAAAUCAAUUGUGUUUAAUUAAAUGCCUAAAAUUUGUUUGUGUACACAAGCUGAAUUGAUUAAUAGUUCAAAUCAGCACACACACCGUGUGACUGGUAAAAAUAUUUACAUACAGUGUAUAUUUUCAUUAUUAAUAUAGCAUUUUAAUAUAGGCUAGAUUUUAAAGCUUUUUUAAAAAAAAAAACAAGAACAGUAAAUGUUAGAUUUUAAUUCCAGGAACAAAAAAUCUGAACUACAAAACUGUAAUGAACUUGAGCUUGGAAGUAUGAAAUAACAAUUACUUUCUGUUUGCUGUAGAACCUUAGUCUAUACAUAGGUAAAAGUGUGUUUUUAUGUGUCACCUGGAUGAAGUAAUGUAGGAUUAACUAAAUAUCCACAGACUGCUUAUGAAC